GCGCCGUGACGCUCCCACUCCCCUGCCUGCCACUAUGGCAAUUGCUCCCGCUGGCUUGCGCCCGGCCUAAAGUAACUUUCUCUUCCGUCUUUCCGAUUGACUUUUAGGAAGACCAGUGCUGGCUCCGCAUCCUUUCCUCUACAACCAAUAGAAAGGCUGGCUGGGCGGUUUUUGUCAAGUAGCAGGGUCGUUCUGUGCCUAGGGCUUGAAGUCAGGCAGCGGACACGACACGAGGGGAGGGUCACUGUUAAAGGGCCAGCAGUGGAAGAAAGGUCUGCGGAGAGUUUCGGGGUUUUUUUUGGCUAAGUCCUGUCAGGGUGGUUAUAAACGCACCGCGCCUUGGUGGGGGGUAAAUAUCCCAGGAGCCGCCGGCCGCAGAAUGGAGCAGGCAGCGCCUAAAAGGUUCUUUAUAAAACAAUGUUGGCAAAGCAGAUUGAAAGGAUCAAAUGUACAAAACGAUUCACCAGUAAAUUGAAAAAGCUGAGUGAAGACAGCUUGACUAAGCAGCCUGAAGAAGUCUUUGAUGUCCUAGAGAAGCUUGGAGAAGGGUCGUAUGGCAGUGUAUUUAAAGCUAUUCAUAAAGAAUCUGGGCAAGUAGUGGCAAUUAAGCAGGUCCCUGUUGAAUCAGACCUACAGGAAAUAAUUAAAGAAAUUUCAAUAAUGCAACAAUGUGACAGCCCUUACGUUGUCAAGUACUAUGGCAGCUACUUUAAGAACACAGACCUGUGGAUUGUUAUGGAGUACUGUGGAGCUGGUUCUGUCUCAGACAUAAUUAGAUUACGGAAUAAAACGCUUACAGAAGAUGAAAUUGCAACCAUUCUUAAAUCUACACUUAAAGGGCUUGAAUAUUUGCAUUUCAUGAGAAAAAUACAUAGAGAUAUAAAGGCUGGAAACAUUCUCUUAAACACUGAAGGGCAUGCCAAAUUAGCUGACUUUGGAGUGGCUGGACAGUUAACUGAUACAAUGGCAAAACGCAAUACCGUAAUAGGUACUCCGUUUUGGAUGGCCCCAGAGGUAAUACAAGAGAUUGGUUAUAACUGCGUUGCAGACAUCUGGUCCCUUGGUAUUACUUCAAUAGAAAUGGCAGAAGGAAAACCUCCGUAUGCUGAUAUACACCCAAUGAGGGCAAUUUUUAUGAUUCCUACAAACCCUCCUCCAACAUUCCGGAAGCCAGAGCUUUGGUCUGAUGAAUUCACUGAUUUUGUGAAAAAAUGUUUAGUGAAGAAUCCCGAGCAGAGAGCGACAGCGACCCAACUUUUGCAGCAUCCUUUUAUUAAGAAUGCAAAACAAGUUUCAAUUCUGAGAGACCUGAUUACUGAAGCUAUGGAAAUUAAGGCAAAAAGGCAUGAAGAACAGCAGAGGGAAUUGGAAGAAGAGGAUGAAAAGUCGGAUGAAGAUGAGCUGGACUCCCACACCAUGGUGAAGACAAGUUCAGAGAGUGCUGGCACAAUGAGGGCCACUAGUACUAUGAGUGACAGUGCUCAGACAAUGAUUGAACAUAAUAGCACGAUGCUCGAAUCAGAUUUGGGAACCAUGGUGAUAAAUAGUGAUGAUGAUGAUGAAGAAGAAGAUGAAGACGGAACCAUGAAAAGAAAUGCUACAUCACCACAGGCUCAGCGACCUUCUUUUAUGGACUAUUUUGAUAAACAAGAUUCCAAGAAUAAAAGCCAUGAAAACUGCAACCAGAAUAUGCAUGAAUCUUACCACAUAUCGAAGAAUGUCUUCCCUGAUACCUGGAAGGUUCCUCAAGAUGGUGAUUUUGAUUUUCUAAAAAACCUAAGUUUGGAAGAGCUGCAGAUGAGGUUAAAAGCUUUGGAUCCAAUGAUGGAACGAGAAAUUGAAGAGCUUCGUCAAAGAUACACGGCCAAGAGACAACCAAUUCUGGAUGCUAUGGAUGCAAAAAAACGAAGGCAACAAAACUUCUGAUCUUCUUACUACCUAAGAUAAUGCAACAAGUUGAGAUUGGACACAGGCAGAAACUGUGUACAUAGUUACAAGUCUUGAAAAACUGCAACCUCAAACUUCUUAACAACUUAAGCUGAAAUACUAAAAGGAAGCACAUUGUAUGUCAGGCAGCCUGAGUGAAAAACCUGCCCUGUUUUUUAUGUUUAAUACAAUAGAAGUGUCACAUUCCACUUCCUGAUCCCUUUUGGCUGUGUUGCAUUAAUGCUGUGCGUUGUACAAUAAGGAGUAGUAUUUGGUUCCUGGUAAGACUUAAAACUAUCUCCUGAUUGCACAAUAAUGCAGGGCCUUAAGUUGCAAUAUAUUUUCCUCUCAUUUAAAGGUAUAUUUAUUGUAUACGCUUAGGUGAUAUUUAUUUUUUGAUGCUUAACUAUAAAUAGCGCUUGCAGAUACUAAUAGUGGAAGCCGGAAUAGAAUAAGUAAAAUGUAUGUGGCCACACUCUAAACAAAAGUUACUACUAUAUAUUAAGACUUGGCUCAGGUAAAGAGUGUUUGCCCUAGUUGCCUUGUAAGCACACAUAUAGGUCUCAUGGGAUUUUUAGUUAGGAGCUUGAAGUUGUGCAUGCAUUUCAAGCACUGUGCCGAUUUCUAGGGCUAGUAAUACACUGGCUACACCAGAGAGAGGGCACAAUCCACUAAGAGGUUUGCCUGUGCAAAUCUUUUUGACAUGAAUGGGGGUUAUGCACUCUUAAACAACUUCCAUUUAUUGUCCGAGGAUUUUAGUAGGAGACAUCCCCAGUAGGUUUUUCCUUUGGCUUGUUACUUUGACUUUUGUGGAAAAGGAUCUUGCAAAAUAAGAGACAAGUGCCUAUAUAGUUUUUCUCUCCCUACCUCCCAACCCAUUUUAGUUUCAAUAUCCCGCUUGGCUCCAUAAUAAAAAUACUGUUAAACUAAGUGGACCAUUUUUUGCUUAUUUUUUCCAAUAUCUUUAUCUAUUUUCCCCUCCUUGUAUUGGAAAUAUUUUAUUGUUAUAAACACACUUUGAGAAAUACUAAUUGAAAAACCAAAGAAAAUUAUUCUGGUCCAUAGUUACAAGCAUGCACUGGGCCUUUCCCCUCCCCCUAGUAUUUUUCCUUUUUGGCAGCUUUUCCUGCCAAAUGCCAAAGCCAUUUUUAAAAACUCUGCUGAGUUUAAAAUGCGUUUUGCAUUUUACUGCCUCUGCAAAGGAAAUAGCUGGAGAAAAACUCCCGGGCACGUUAUGUGUCUUCUAGCACAAUUCUGUACUUGUUUACUCAGAAGGAAGUCUCAUUGAAUUCAGUGGGUCAUUCCCAUGUAAGUGGCUAUAGGAUUGUGGCCUUAAUUACAUUGGUGCAUUGUGAGCAAUAAGUAGGUUAAUAAUGCUCCAAAAGAGAUAGAGCAUUAUAGGCACUCUUUUAAUAUCUGGUCUGGCGUAUUUAUAUUUUCUGUAGAAAAAUGUGGCUGCAAGAGAAAUACAGGGUUUAAUAUCCUAAGAGAUAGUGUAUCAAACUUACAUGCUUGCAAGGUUGCAGAAGAGUGCAUGUGACAGUAAAAAAGCACCGAUAGGCAUCCUGUCUUUUCCAUAGCCACAGGUUUGCUAUUGCCACAGUAUUCCAGCCCUGUUGUUUAGGGUUUUCUUGGAUGCAUGCAACGUCAGUGGGUUUUACUUAGUAUAUGAAGAACGCUGCUGGAUCAGACCAAAGAGCCAUCCAGUUCAGCAUCCUGUUUCUCACAGUAACCAGCCAGAUGCCCAUUAAACACCCACAAGCAGGACAUGCCUUUUCCAACUGUUGUUCCCCAGCGACUGGCCCUGCUGCCUCUGAUCCUGGAAGUAGCAUAUAGCCAUCAUGACUAGUAGCCUUAUCUUCUAUGAAUUUGUUGAAGCCCCUUUUAAAACCAUCUAAGGAGGUGGCAUCCUUAGGUUAACUAUGAGCUAUGUGAAGAAAUACAUCUCAUGUUAUCCAUAUCAGUAAGGGCCCAUGGCAUCUGGAGUGUCCACAGUAGCAACAGCGGCUUUUUUCAGCCAGGCACCAAACAAAGCACUUGCCUCUUAGUAAGUUAUAUUUUUCAGCCCUUGAUUUGCACUUAUAUCAGUAGGGGAAGAGUAUCCUUUUGCUAUCAAUACCAGUAAGCUCUGUCUGUGGGGUCUUGGAAUCCUUUAUAUAAGUCAUUGUGCAAUUACCUUAGCGCAGACCGCACGUUUAUUUCAUCCUGACUUUCCCCUAACUUACCAAUUAAUAUGGCUAUGGUGCUCAUAUAUUUCCCAGAAACUUUGACAUAAUUGACAAUGACUUGUACACAGUGCUAGUAAGGAUUUUAGUAGUGACCACUAGGGAGAUGUUCUGUGAAGGUUUCUGGAUUUUACUGAACACUUCAUUUUUACUGUUCACUGCAAAGAGGCAAACUGCACAGCACACAUUCUGAAAAACCUUUAAACAAUCAAAAGAAAUUAUGAGACCGUACCUUUAUGUUUCAGCUGAGUAUGAUCCUACCACAUGCUUUGUGCAUGUGUGCACCUGAAUACCAGUCUGUGUACCUGUGCUUAAAACAAUCUAAUAUUUUAUAAUUUCCUAAAAUGCUCUUACAAACCCUUUAUUGCUUGUAUGAAAGAGAUGGAAAAUUUGUGGUUGCGAAUCUUGAUUGGAAUUGAUAUUGAUUGGAAUUGAGACUACGUGCUCCUGGUAUGCCACUAAUUUUAUUACAUCAGAGUUGUGGUGAUGUACUGUGAAAUUAUAGUUGAUCAUUUAGUUGUAAAUCAGAUUUCUAAAAUGUUUGCUAGCUGUACUGUUAAUUAUAGGUACUUAUAGUGUGACAUAUAGAACCUUCCUAUUGACGUGUUUUGUAAUGAUUACAAUAUAGAAGAAUCAUGCACAUUGCCUCAUUGGCAGUAUGAUCAUCCUCUACUACAAUAGUUAACAUAUCUGUGCAACAUGCUGUACAAGGCAAGUAGGGCAGAGUGUACAGUUAUAUUUGCAGUAAAGACUAAUUCCUUAUGAUAUAGCUCCUAGCCAAAGCUAAGAGCUAUGGGCAUUGAGAAUGGGAUACAUGGGACCAAUUGUGAUUCUGCCUUGAGAAAGUCUUUCCCCAUACUGAAAUAGCAGUACCAAUUAUUGUUCCUAUUUAGUUCAGUGAAGAGAACAAAUGCCUACCACUGAUGAGAAGGAGUCAGUGGUCCCCUUCUGCCAGUGUUUUCAAUGGGGUUUGCUACAAACAGUGCUCUGUUGCUUUUCCAGUACAAUAUGUCACUAUUGUGUACUGAAACGGGAGGUGUGAGAUGUGGGGAGCUUAGUGUAAUGUGAUGUGUGGCACCACCACCACCAAUCCAACACCGUGGUUGUUGUGUGCUGUACAGCGCUGAGCUUCCUCUGCCCUCCCCCUAUCGGUAAGUGGCAGUGAUGUACCAUGCUGGGAAGCCAAGAGAGCGACCCAGCUCCCCCCACCGCCAGCUGCUACUAACUAAAAGGUAAGUGUCUCUGUUGCUUGGCAUCACUACAACACUCUUUUAGAAUGUCAAAAGAGACCCCCUCAGUUUUUCAGAGCAGCACACCAAAGUCUUAAUCAUUUUUAAAAUUAAAUUUCAAAUACAUUUCUAAGCCACAUCUUUUCCAAAUCAGCAAAGAAGUACCAAAAAAGUCAGUGGUGACCAUCAGCCUUGUCUUCCUCUGGUGUGCCUGAUGCAUAAUUAAUUGACCAAUCAGACAUUCUCUGAGUUUAUCUUUUGGUGUUGCUUUGAUUAUUGUUGCACACUGCAACCCAAAAGGACAAUAUUAAACCAACAGUGAUCAAGUCAAGACAUGAAACAUCUGGAAACAUCUCUGUUCACAUACUGACCCUGUUUGAAUGUAGAAAUAUCUGCAUAAUAAACUAAGACAUGUGCAAGCUUUGACCCCACAUGCUCCAUGCUAAUAUUGCCCCUUCCUUUCUACCUACUUUCCUUCUCAGCUUGCCUUGCUUAACCCAGGAAGUCUUCAAUUAAUAGUGGUUUCCUACUGUGUCCCAAUUGGGAACCUAUGGUUUCUGGGUUUGGAACAAACCAGUAUCUUAACUACAAAACUGUGGUUUCAGAUCCUGACUUGUUCCAAAUCCUGUUAACCAUAGAUUCCCAGAACUGGGACUUAAGAUAGAAAUUAAAACAAAUACAGUUAAAACAUAUAAAUAAAACAUACAGAAGUUAUAAUUAAAAUGUAAUUAAACUAUGGUUAAUAGAAGGUUUCUUGGGUGAAUGAUGGCAUACCAAAGAAUAAAGGGGCGAUGUAAGAAUGGAAUACGUAAGCACAGGACAUUUACAUAUCUCCAUUUAUAAAGCCAGGAUAUAUAUGUCUGAAUUCAGCCAUUGUUUUGGCCAAAAAGAUGAAACAGAACUGAAGCUCUCACUUUAAUUUUAUUUUUGUUAGACUGCACUUAAUAAACCUUUAAAUCAAACUGCAAAGUGGCACACAAAUCAUAUGAUUGGAAUUUUAUAUGUACAUGUACAACAAAACAACUAAUUCAGAACUGAAUACAGUAAGUAUGAAACACACUUGAUGCCAUCAUUAUUUAUUGGAUCAAGCAACAUACUGUGUGCUACAAAUGAAAUUUAGGGAUAGAAUUUAUACACAGUUGGCCUUUUAUAAUUUCAUAUUUAUUAAUAUUUACUGAAUCAUUUACUAUUAAUGUCUGUAACCACUUUUAUUUCCAUUGAAGACGUACAUAUUUUGUAAAGUAUUUAUUUUACUAAAACUUGCAAUAAAUCCAGUAGAAUUUAUUAUUAUUAACCUUAGUGAACCUAGUGUUAACCUAGCUUGGUUUAUGGUUUGUUUCCUGUCUUGUAUAUAAACAUUUUAAAGUGCAGUUGCCCCAAACUCUGAAAAAUUAUUGUUACCAAACAUUUUGAAUAAAAGUUAUUUUCCUUCUAA
Messenger RNA from Rhineura floridana, 6815 nucleotides. It is a transcript of the gene STK3, whose product is annotated as serine/threonine kinase 3. The record is from RefSeq and is a predicted model, not a curated record. NCBI's taxonomy places the organism in Eukaryota, Metazoa, Chordata, Lepidosauria, Squamata, Rhineuridae. Gene Ontology annotation, biological process: intracellular signal transduction; regulation of MAPK cascade; protein phosphorylation. Gene Ontology annotation, cellular component: cytoplasm. Gene Ontology annotation, molecular function: ATP binding; protein serine/threonine kinase activity. The coding region runs from base 418 to 1926 and encodes 502 amino acids. The transcript has 12 exons.